Bactrocera tryoni is the source of this 5564-nucleotide messenger RNA. RefSeq names its product band 3 anion transport protein (gene Ae2). NCBI's taxonomy places the organism in Eukaryota, Metazoa, Arthropoda, Insecta, Diptera, Tephritidae. Gene Ontology annotation, cellular component: plasma membrane. Gene Ontology annotation, molecular function: solute:inorganic anion antiporter activity; monoatomic anion transmembrane transporter activity. The coding region runs from base 529 to 4272 and encodes 1247 amino acids. Gene Ontology annotation, biological process: monoatomic anion transport; bicarbonate transport; transmembrane transport. The transcript is spliced from 17 exons. The record is from RefSeq and is a predicted model, not a curated record.
UGUCACCUGCGUUCAACAGGCGACCGUUAGCUGUCGACUGUCCAGUGGUUAGUUCAAAAUUACGAUUUCUAUUGUGCAUUUUAGUAGUGUCCUGUAAUAGUUGCAGCAAAACAAAAACAACGAAAACCACCAACCAAUGAUAGUGUUGUUAAAGCAAAGAUCGAUAAUCAGUGAUAAAUAAUUCGUUGGCGCCAAGCGUUCACCGCCUCCAGUGACCGAACACAUGAAACUGUUCACAUAAAGUUUUGCGAAAAAUAAGUUUUAGUUGUGGGUUCAUGGAAAGAGCAUUAGGCCAGCUGAGAAAAUAUAAUAAAAGCCCGAAUGCCGAGAUUGUUCAAAGACGAGUUUUGGAAGUCUGCCGUAGUACCUUAAAUUGAAUAUUGAGAGCAGAGGAAAAUACAAGGAAUUCAAAAUAUUGAAAAAAAGAAACGCUUUUGUUAGAUUCUUUUAGUUUGUUGUUUUUGUUAUCGUUAUUUAUUGUUUUACAUAACCCACAAUAAAAGUGGCUCGCGCUUGUGCAGUGGCAAAAUGAGUUUCAGCGGACCGAGCGGACCACGUGAUAACGUGCGAAAAUUAUCCUUUCUGGGCUUCAACACAAAGAAGUCCACCGGGAAUGAGGAUCCAAACGAGGUUUACUUGGAUUCGGAAAUGGAAAAAGUUUUCGCCGGUCCAAGUGCCCAUAAGGAAAAGUUCGAUGUAACGACAUUUCAGGACGCAAAUCAGCCGAUCGGAUCGUAUAAGCAGAGCAACGUGCAUCGUAAAAGUGAGCUGAACAUUGAAGAAGACUCUGAAUAUGAGAGUACAACAGAUCCCGUUAAUACACAAAACUAUGAUGACCUACCCGAGGACUACCCACUAGUAUCAGAACGCGCUGGACACGGUGACCACUCGGAUAACUCUGCCGAGGAGAAGCAGGUGCACUUCGGAAAGAAAAAGGCUGUCGUAACACCGCCCACUUUAGUAUACGAUGAACAACCCGCUGACAAUAUACACGAACGCAAACGACGAAGAAGCCGCCAUCAGUAUUAUAGACAACGUAAAUUUUCCCAUCAAGACAGCGUGGAAACCAAAAAGGUGGUCGAGGAGAAUGGCGAGGCCGGUGUCCGCAAGGUAUCCGUGCAACCGGAGGAUACCACAUUAGAGCCAGCUGCGCAGGAGGCCGAUCUCAAUGAGUUGAGGUCCCAUCGUUCCGAUGAUCCGCGUGCGCUUAGACGUCACAAAAUCCAUCAUUCAUCAAUCAAGUUGCGCGAGUUGCCGCAAAUCAGUGUGGCGGGCUUGCAGCUGAAGAAGGUCUACGACCACAGUCCGCACGAGAUAUUUGUGCAACUCGAUGAACUCACUGGCUUAGGCGAAGAACGCGAAUGGAAGGAAACAGCGCGUUGGAUCAAGUACGAGGAAGAUGUUGAGGAGGGCUCCGAUCGCUGGGGCAAACCGCACGUUGCUUCACUCUCUUUCCACUCGCUGCUCAAUUUACGUCGCUGCCUGGAAACGGGUGUCGUGCUACUGGAUUUGAAUGAGAAGGACCUGCCGGCUGUGGCGUACCGCGUUGUGGAGCAGAUGGUCGUUGAAGAUCUAAUCAAUGCCGAAGACAAACCGGCGCUUAUGCGCUCAUUGCUGCUGCGUCACCGACACGUGAACGAGCACCAGAGCGGCUUUCCGUUUACGAAGCGGAAAUAUAGCAGCUACACGAGUCUACAGUUGCUUUGGAUGGGCGGCGAAAUUCAGCAGCACCUUCAUCAGCAACAACAAUUGGCACUACAACAACAUCUUAGCAACGUUGAGAAUGCCAAAAAGCGGCGGUCCGUAUGCGAGACCCUCAGUGCACCGCCCACAUCCAUUUCACCUUACAGCGAACCGAGCAACGGUACCAACAGACGGCACUCCACCAUGUCUUACUUGGGAAACCUCUCUGGGGAAGACAAGCGGCCCAGAAUAAUGCCGGCAACUGAAAUUGGUGGCAGCAAACGCAGCAAUGAGUUGAAGAUUGACAUGAGAGACGACUUGUAUUCUUCGUCGCAGGAGAAUCUGCAGAAGCUGCAAAACGACAGCAUUCUUAAGCGCAUACCUGUGGGUGCUGAAGCAACAACGGUGUUGGUGGGUGCAGUGGACUUUCUGCAACAACCAACCAUCGCAUUUGUGCGUCUAGCAGAGGGUGUGCUUAUGCCUACCUUAACAGAGGUAGCCGUGCCGGUACGUUUUAUGUUCAUACUCAUGGGCCCGCCGACCCUCGACUUGGACUAUCAUGAAGUGGGUCGAUCCAUUGCUACGCUAAUGGCGAACGAACCAUUCCAUGCAAUAGCAUACAAGGCAGAUGAUCGUAAGGAUCUGCUUUCGGCUAUCAAUGAGUUCUUGGAUGAUUCCAUUGUGCUGCCUCCGGGUAAUUGGGAGCGUCAAGAUCUCUUGCCAUUUGAGGAAUUGAAAGCAAAGAAGGACUGGAUUCGCUCGCGCAAGCGAAAGGCGCUAGAGGUUAAGAAAGAAAUGAAGGAGAAGAUAAAAGAAGAAGCUAAAGUAAUUGUUGAGAAAAAACCGGAAUUGGAAAGUGGGGAUGGAAAGAAGAAAAUUAAUCCGUUAGAAAAAACGCACAAAUGGUGGGGUGGUCUGCGCAAUGACCUUAAGCGCCGUCUGCCCAUGUACAAGAGCGACAUCACCGAUGGUCUGAACUCGCAAACACUGGCCGCCACGAUCUUCAUGUACUUUGCUUGCCUCUCGACCGCAAUCACCUUCGGUGGUUUGGCCUCCGAAAAGACUGGCAAUCUGAUUGGCAUUUCAGAGACCUUGUUAAGCACAGCACUCUGUGGCAUAAUUUUCCACACGAUUUCUGGACAACCGCUUGGUAUUAUCGGUACUACUGGCCCUUUGCUGCUCUUUGACGAAGCGUUGAUAAACUUUUGUCGCGAGAACAAUUUGCCCUUCCUCACCAUACGCGCCUACAUCGGUGUUUGGUUGGCCGUCAUCGCUACCACGCUGUCUGCGUUCGAGUGCAGCGUUUAUGUGCGACUGUUUACCCGUUUCACACAGGAAAUUUUCUCCGCAUUGAUCACAUUGAUCUACAUCUAUGAGACAUUGAUGAAAUUAGUUUCGGUGUAUAAGAAGAACCCGCUGUUGGCCGACUAUAAUUUUCCACCAGCAACACUAGCACCGCAACUACAGAGUUUUGAUAAUACAACGAUGGAUAGUUUGGGUAAUGUAACGGCCGAUGUUUCGGUCUCGAACACUACAUCCAGCAUUGGUUUAGUGUCGAACAUCGUAUCCCAUACGAAUAUGCCAAACACAGCGCUUUUCUGCACGAUACUCACCUUGGGCACCUUCACGAUCGCCUACUAUCUGAAACUCUUCCGUAAUUCCCAUUUCCUGGGACGAAAUGCUCGCCGUGCGCUGGGUGACUUUGGUGUGCCGAUCGCCAUAGCGAUUUUCGUAUUGAUUGACUAUCUCAUACCACAAGUGUACACAGACAAACUUAGCGUGCCAGAGGGUAUUUCACCCAGUGAUCCGGAAGUGCGCGGUUGGUUGGUGCCCCUGGGAGGUAUGCCCGUUUGGGCACCCUUUGCAUGUGGCAUACCCGCCAUUUUGGUAUACAUUCUCAUCUUCAUGGAGUCGCAUAUUUCGGAAUUGAUUGUCGAUAAGCCGGAGCGUGGUCUGAAGAAGGGCUCCGGACUGCAUUUGGAUAUUGUGAUAUUAGGUUUUUUGAAUACAUGUUGCGGCCUCUUCGGCACGCCAUGGCAUUGUGCAGCUACCGUGCGUUCAGUAACACACGUCUCUGCUCUAACGGUGAUGUCAAGAACGCACGCGCCUGGUGAGACGCCACGCAUCAUCGAUGUGAAAGAGCAACGUGUCUCUGGCUUCUUCGUGGCGCUCUUAAUCGGCCUAUCCGUGACAAUGGCACCCUUGCUGCGUUUGGUACCCAUGGCGGUGCUAUUCGGUGUUUUCCUAUACAUGGGUAUCGCUUCAAUGAGUGGCGUACAAUUCUUCGACAGAAUGGGCUUAUACUUUAUGCCUGUAAAGCACUACCCGCCCACACCGUUUGUGAAGCGCGUGCCCACUUGGAAAAUGCACAUGUUCACCACAAUACAAUUGCUCUGUCUUACUUUACUCUGGGCUGUGAAAUCGUCCAAAAUAUCAUUGGCUUUCCCCUUCUUUUUGAUUUUGAUGGUGCCCAUAAGGCAGCGACUUGCCAUGCUCUACACGCCAGAACAACUGCAAGCGCUCGACGGCAGCGAAGCCAAGGAUGAGGACGAACCCGAUUUCUACGAAGAAGCAACCAUUCCGGCAUAAGGAAGCACGUGUACAUAUGAGGAGCUGUAUUAGAAGCAAAAAUUAAAUAGAUUUGAAAAGAUUUAUAAAUAGAAAAAUUUUAGGAUAAUGUGUUUUUAUAAACCCUUUCAAAUUUAUUUAGUUUCUUGUGAAGAGCCGCCCUAACUUAGAAACCUGCAUAACUGUAAUUGAAGGAAUUGCCUGUACUUAAGCAUAAACUUAUACACUUAAGUGCUUUAUAAAAUAUUUUAUUGUUCAUAAAGUCAUUUAAUUUUUACACAUUCUAUUUUACGAAUCUUUUGCUAGUUGAAUUCGUUUUCAUUUUUGAAGCUAGAAUUGAAGCGUUGCAUUGAUGAAUGUUAAAGGAACCACAACUAAGAAAGAAACAAAGUAUUUUUCUACCCUAACGCUGUAUAAAUGAAACAAAAACAAAAACGUACUUACUUUAUUUGUAUAAAGAGCAAUUUGUAUGCUAUAUGUGUAUGUAUAUGUUAAAACUAAAAAAAAGCAAAAAUAUUGAUGAAAAAUGGCGUGGCGCGUCCACGAUUAAAGUAUUAUCUUGCAAAAUCAAAAUUACUGAUAACUGUAUAUGUACAUAUAUAUGGUAAUUAGUUGAAGGUAUUGCAAUUUUAUUAGAUAUUAGUCUAGAAACAUUAAAUAAAUUAUUGUCGCAAAUCGCCAGCCAAGUUGUGUAUAAGAAGUGGUCCAAACAAAUUUGAAUUACCAAUUUUAAUGAUGUAUUACUAAUUGUUAUCGAAAUGCACUCUUAGCGAAACCAAAAUAGUUCAUACUUAAUGGAACCACUGAAUGUCCCCUACUUAAUGACUACUUAAUUAAUUUUUAUUGAACUUAAUUAAUUAGGAAAUCAUAGCUGUGUGUGCAUUAUCUAUUAUUAGUAAUUUACAGAUUACACAGAAAACAAAAAAAUAAAUAAAUAAAAAAAAAACAAAAACAAGAAAGAAUACAAGAACCGAAAACAAAUACAAAUCAUUUCGUGGCGAAAUGCGUGAACUUAGUGCUUUGUAAGCCAGCGAGUCUAUCGCUGUUAAUGUCAUUGUGAUGUACUGUACUUAUCAGCUUGGAACAAUAAUUGAAACAAAGAAAUCGAACAUGGAACACCGUUUAUUAGAGAUGCUAAAUAUUUUCAGACGCAAAUAUGCAUACUUAACAAUCAAAGAUAUGAAAUGUUAUUAUAUUUAGAGAAGUAUAAAAGACAAAUUUUGAAAAUCAACUAAAUAAUAAUCCUAUUGUUAUGACUAAAAUCCCCUUAGACUUAGUGAAUAAAAUAUUGAGUGAUUUAAAUUAACACAAAA